UCCACGUGAAAUUUGUUCCCAAUGCAAGAAUGAUGAUGGUGUCCAUACACGGGUUAACGUCAGACUAGACCCGAGUUAAAGUACUGAGCUACAUUGUUGCACAUGCGUCUAUCCGUGUACAAGCUCUGAAAAGCAGCCCUAAACUUCACUUUGGGGCAGCUGAAAUACUUUUAUAAGAUUGUUUGCAACUUUAAGGACAUUUAAGCAGAUACAUCUAGGACAAACGGACAAAGAAAAGUUUUAGUUCCCAUGCCCUGCUCUGUCAGAAGGUCCCUUACAGAUGCACAAGACAGAUGUAAUAUAUACAGUUAUUCUGCUUCAUUAUGAGUAAUGACAACUUUCAAACACCAGUGACCUAUGGCGCUCGUAGAGGGAAGAGAACAACAAAUAAGAAUGAAGGGGAAACCCACAGCAAUGCUUCUCCCAGAAUGACCAACAGCCAGUCCAUUUGUCCCGGGCUGGACAUUUCAACAGCGCCCCAGCUGACACACUCAGAUGACACGGAUGCCCACUCCAGUGGGAAUGACUCGGCUGAGAGGGAGAGCGAAGGACACAUGGGACGAGAAACAUCCACUUGCAGCUCUCACAACGGAAAGGGUUCAACCACAGAGACUACGGAAAGCAAGAGCUCAAACGGAAACAGUCCCUCCCCUCCUAGCAGCUCGGUUUCGUACAGUCUUUUGAGUGGCAGCUCGGAGCAGGAUCAGCCGACCCGGCUGGAGAACCAGAGAGAGCUGCUGAAAGCCCUGCGUGAGCUAAAGACCCGUGUGCCAGCAGAAUGGCACAGGAAGGGCCGAUCAAGCACCCUAGCCUCCUUGCAGUAUGCACUUAACUGUGUCAAACAAGUCCGGGCUAAUCAAGAGUACUACCAUCAGUGGAGUGUGGAAGAGAGUCAUGGGUGUUGUUUGGACCUGUCGUCGUUUACUAUUGAAGAGUUAGACAACGUUACAUCAGAGUACACCCUUCAAAACACGGACACGUUUUCUGUGGCAGUGUCGUUCCUCUCUGGUAAAGUGGUGUACAUCUCAUCCCAGGCGGCCUCUCUGCUGCGCUGUAAACCCGAGAGGCUGCAGGGAGCAGUUUUUUCAGAGCUGCUCGCACCUCAGGACGUCAGCACGUUUUACAGCAGCACCGCUCCCUGUCAUCUGCCGCCGUGGUCCUCCUGCGCAGGCACUACCUCACAGGCGGACUGUACCGAGGAAAAGUCGAUGUUUUGUCGGAUCAGCAGAGGUAGGGACAGCGAUGGAGAAGUGAAGUAUUACCCCUUCCGUCUCACGCCAUAUCAGCUGACCCUGAGGGACUCCGACACGUCCCAACCUGAGCCCUGCUGCCUUCUUAUCGCUGAGAGAGUUCACUCCGGCUACGAGGCACCUCGUAUCCCAGCAGACAAGAGAAUUUUUACCACCAGCCACACCCCAAACUGUCUGUUCCAAGAGAUUGAUGAAAGGGCAGUGCCAUUAUUAGGUUACUUGCCUCAGGACUUGGUUGGGAAGCCGGUGCUUAUUUACCUGCAUCCAGAAGACAGACUCCUUAUGGUGGCCAUCCACAAAAAAAUUCUCCAGUUUGCAGGGCAGCCGUUUGACCACUCGCCCCUGCGCAUGCGUGCACAAAGUGGGGAGUAUUUGACCCUUGACACCAGCUGGUCAUCCUUUAUCAACCCCUGGAGCAGGAAGGUGGCUUUCAUAGUGGGACGCCACAAAGUUCGAAGGAGUCCACUGAAUGAGGACGUGUUCACUGCCCUGGAGGACGGGGAGGUGAGAACCAUGUCCCCAGAUGUGCCACAGCUGAAUGAGCGGAUCCACAGGGUCCUGGUGCAGCCCGUUCAUGCCGGCAGCUCACAAGGGUAUGGCAGCCUGGGCAGCAGUGGCUCGCACGAGCACCAGCAAAGUGCCAAUUCCUCCUCUGAGAGUAACGGACAUGCUUCCGAGGACCAGAUCAAGCCCAGGAAACCAAUGACGUUUGAGCAGAUAUGUCAAGACAUGCACAUGGUAAAGGCCAACGGACAGCAGGUCUUCAUUGACUCCCGAAACCGGCCGCCAGCUCUUAAACAGAGUAGCUUAGAAGCACUGGCAAAUACAGCAGAUACGGCAGAGGCCUCUGCUAGAGAAGGUCUGGCAAGUUUAGCGCUGUCCAGUCCACCAAGGAAGGAGCUGCCCUUCGUCUACUCAUACCAGCAGAUCAACUGUUUGGACAACAUCAUAAGAUAUCUGGAGAGCUUUAAUGUCCCUGGCACAGUGAAGAGGAAGUGUGGUUCAUCUUCUUGUACCACGUCUUCUACCUCUGAUGAUGAUAAACAAAGGGAAGGAGCUGGAGCAACUGAAGACAUAGCAGAGACUCUUGUGGUGACCGAGGGUUCGAAGGUUGUCCCUGCAGCACCAGCGCACCCCCUAACCCCCCUGGCUCUGCACUGCAAGGCUGAAAGUGUUGUCUCGGCCACUUCCCUGUGUAGUUUUAGCAGCACCAUUGUUCACGUUGGUGACAAGAAGCCACCUGAAUCAGACAUUGUUAUGAUGGAGGAGCCGCCAACCACCCCAACACCUUCCACGUCAGCCCCACCCACCUCUGUCACCUCUCCCUUGUCCAUGAACCCCCAGCAGGCCGUGUCCCCCACUGCUGUUCCUGAAAAAGAGAAGGAGAAGGAGAGAAGAGGUGGAGGUAAUACAGGGAAGGGCCUCACAAAGGCAGUGUUAUCUGCCCAUACCCAGCAAGAAGAGCAAGCUUUCCUCAGUCGUUUCAGAGACAUCAGCCAUCUGCAGAUGGUCCAACCCAGCGGGCCUCCACAGCACAGACACAUGUCUACACCUGGGGCAAAAGGAGUGAACAGCUCCCAGAACUAUCCUUCUGUGGGCAACAGCAGCAGUCGUCGGCGUGGUAGAGGUGGGAAAAGACUGAAACACCAAGUAGAGGGCAACACACCAGACAGUCCCUCCCCCUCUGGAUCUAGCUCCUAUAGAGGAUCCAAUCCUGCAGCAAUAAGACCCAACCUCCCCUCAGUCCAGCAAUCUUCCACUUCUUGGCCAGCAUCCGCGACAUCCCAGACUAGCGGUACUCCCAUGAUGACCUCCUUUCCCCCAGGCUACAUGCCUAUGUUCCCCAUUUCAUCACCUUUCUCAAUGCCCCAAAUGGAAACAGAUCCUUCCUUGCAAGAGGGAGUCCCUAGAUUCCCCAUGCAAGGAUUUCCUCCAAUGAUGCCACCAGUCAUGACCUUUAUGUUGCCCAACUAUAUGUUUCCACAACUCUGUAAUCCAGGGCCACAGUUGAACCCAGCCAACUCGCAGCUUGUUGGGCAACUGCCUGCCCAAAUGAACCCCUUGGGCCAGUUCCCUUCCUCUAUUGUUGGUUUACCGUCGUUCAAUCCUGCAAUGGGACAGUUCAAUCCAUUGGGCUCCCAAAUGAAUCCUGCCAUGCCUACAAUGAUUCCCCAGCAAUUCUACAAUCCAAAUCCCUUGUUCACUUUCCCCAACUCUCCAUCAGCGCCAGCAGUAAAUACCAAUACUGUGCCACAUGGGCAGUCUCGCUCCAGCACACCCCAGUCCACUGGGCAACAGGCUGGCGAGAGGGAAGGGUCUGGAUCUCCUCUGUUUCAAUCCCGAUGCUCCUCCCCACUCAAUCUUUUACAGCUUGAAGAAUUGCAAAGCAACAGAACGGACACUAUGCAACAGACUCCACCCCCAGGGGGUGGAGGAACACAAGGGGGCGGGACCGUGGUGCAAAAUACCAGCAAUCGCAGCAACACCAAAGAUGGCAAACUCAAUGACAGUUCUGAAGUCAAUGAGUCCAACCAGGAUGCCAUGUCAACCUCCAGUGACAUGCUGGACCUACUGCUGCAAGAGGAUUCCCGCUCGGGCACUGGCUCCGCUGCCUCAGGCUCUGGGUCAUCAGGGUCAGGGUCAUUCGGAUCUGGAUCGAAUGGGUGUAGCACAUCUGGAAGUGGCACUAGGAGCAGUAAUACUAGCAAGUACUUUGGAAGCAUUGACUCAUCAGAGAAUGAUCACAAUCAUAAACCAACAUCUAAAGAUAUUGGCGGGGAACAGUUCAUAAAGUUUGUCCUACAGGACCCCAUAUGGCUCCUCAUGGCGAACACAGAUGACAAAGUCAUGAUGACAUACCAGAUUCCCGUCAAAGACAGAGAAUCAGUAUUGAAAGAAGAUAGAGAUGCCCUAAAAGCUGUUCAGAAGCAUCAGCCUCAUUUUACUGAGGAGCAGAAGCAAGAGUUAACUCAGGUCCACCCUUGGUUUCAAACCGGCUGCCUACCAAAGGCCAUCAAUGUAACGUCUUGCACAGGAUGUGACUCUCCCACAGAUUCCUCGUUUCUUGCUCCAUUCGAUUUGGACUUUCAUGAGAUGGAUCUCAGCAUGGUUUUGAGAGAAGAGGCCAAACAACAAGAUAAACUUAUCACUGCUGAAACAGCCUUUCCAUUAAGCCCACCUUCAUCUGAUAAUGAACAGAGAGACAAUCAGACCAGCACAAGCACUUAGAAGUGGGCCAUGGAGGAGGUGGAAGUGACAUCGUCAGCGAAGGUGAAGCGGGACUGCAGACUGCUGGACAGUGAUUGGGUGUGUUCCUGCCUCAUAAACUUUUGGGACCCAGUUCAAUUUAAACAAAGUUAUAAGGGUAGAAGGUUUAUAAUCAGAAUGUAUGGCUAAUUUUUACAAAAUUCUUUAAAACUAUGAAUAAUUUGUAACUUUAUAACCAGGCCUCUGAAUAAUAAAAGGAAGAAGGACAAAAAUUUUAGUAGCUUAUAGGAGCACAUUUUGAAUGUCAACCUAUUGCACAUGGUAGAUGUUGUUGUUGUUGCACUAUGUUCUGCUUCCAGGUUAUUUAUGAGUCUGCAUGGUAUUAUCUAUCCUAUAACAUGCACUGUUUUAUCAUUAUUCAUAACACUGUGUGACCUUUUCCUAUUACAGGUUUAUAGAAUUACGGACAACUGGACGAGGAAUUUGUUUUAAUUUCACAAAGUUUGAAGUUAGAUGUGGUCUUUUUUUAACUUAUACUGUUGCAGUUUGGGUUUCCAACCUGUGUCAGUUCUUGACCCUUUUCCCACGGUUCCCAGAAAUUGUGGAUGGGGAAAAUAGGUUCCAAUCUGACCCUAAAAGCUUGCUGGUCUGUAACCAGGAACCCUGCAUUAGGGAAAUGUUGAGCAAUGUAAUAAUGUUGGUUUUCAGUUGGUUAAUUUGCAUUUUAUUUCUCCUGGCCAAGAACUGGGUCUGCCACCAGAAUGCAAAGUAUUUUGGUGGAAAAGAAGCAUGAUAGACCAGAAAUAUUUUCUAGAAAAAUUGCAGAAACAUUGCAAGUCAUUUUCCGACUUGUUUUUUUUUUUGUUUUUUUUUUUGCGUUACUGUGAAAGUAACUAAUCUCAGUAUUCAAGGGGGUGAGUUGCCUUCAAAUGUUUGUUUUAUGAUGUGGUUUUGAAUUGCUGCCUUAGACAUUCAAAAUGCAAUGAUGGUCAUGUUGCACUUAUGUUGUUUCGGUCAGUGGUGUCAGCAUCACAAACCCCAUUCUUUUCUAGUAGCCUUAAAAGAUUUAUUUAUUUGUCCAUAUCAGAGUAACAGGAUAUGGUUAAAAAAGAAAAUGUAAAAUAUGUAUUUUUGAUUAUUCAAAACAACACACAUUUCAAGAAGCUUUUGAAGUCCAUUAAAUGGAAUAAUUUUAUUAAUUGUCUGGCAGAGAAUUUUGCUCUGUUGUAAUAGUUCAUUUGCCCUUAUUUUCAAGAGCGAUACAAUUAUAUUUUAAAGCCUCUCAGAUGAGCUAGUGUCUUGUUUAGUUCCACAACAAAUGCAGAAGUGCAUUAUUUAUAAACCUAAUUUAUGGUUAAAAAAAAACAUGACAACUACUUCCCUUUUUUCCUGUUACCCUUAGAUUUAUUUGCGAGGGUUUUUCAAAAGCUUUUCUGUGAAAGCAGACUGGCCCAAUCAGUUUACAUGCAGUACUGUUCUGUUUAAAGCUUCUGUUGAAUGUGCAGGAAUUGGAAAUUAAUUUUGUACAAUUGUUGGGUCUUGAGUCAAUAUUUUUUUUUACUUAAACAUGCUUGUAAUUUUAAUUUUAUUUUAUUUUUUGCUUUGAACAUAAAUAAAUAAAUGUGUUUUUAAUAAUCUG
Cyprinus carpio (common carp) is the source of this 6096-nucleotide messenger RNA. Its product is annotated as period circadian protein homolog 1-like. Gene Ontology annotation, biological process: entrainment of circadian clock by photoperiod; circadian regulation of gene expression; negative regulation of transcription by RNA polymerase II. Gene Ontology annotation, molecular function: transcription cis-regulatory region binding; transcription corepressor binding. Lineage: Eukaryota; Metazoa; Chordata; Actinopteri; Cypriniformes; Cyprinidae. Gene Ontology annotation, cellular component: cytoplasm; nucleus. The record is from RefSeq and is a predicted model, not a curated record.